Onthophagus taurus is the source of this 1547-nucleotide messenger RNA. The record is from RefSeq and is a predicted model, not a curated record. Lineage: Eukaryota; Metazoa; Arthropoda; Insecta; Coleoptera; Scarabaeidae.
AAUUAUACUAAUCGAAAAAAUGUUUUUUUUUGUAGUUAUAGCGAAACAUUUUAGGCCGUAAAUCGAAAACGUGCCUUAAUAGAAGAGGGCCGUUAUAGCGAAAUGCCGUAUAAAGAUAAAGUUAUAAAAAAAACUUUCUUAUUAUAAAGAUUUGUUUGCCGUUUUUGCAUGAACGAAAUUUUACCUAAUUUGUAGAAAAGCAAAUAACAAUGUUAAUAAGAAAACAAUUACGAAAUGUUUGUCAGUUCAACACAAAAAUUUUUCGCAAAUCAUAAGCUCAUGUCACACUAUUCUAAACUGAAACUUUCCAGAAGAAUAAAAAGUAUAAGUGGUAAAAUACCCAGUAACAGAAUUAUCUUUAUCUAUAAUCUUUUUCAAGUGUAUUUGCAUUAUUUUAUCUUUCAAUUUUUGCCUUUUGCUUGUUAGUUAUGUGGUUAAGAGGCAGCCCAGCUUGUUAUUUUAGGAAUGUUAAAGAUAACAUACACACUUUACUUUGUUUCUUAUAACUCAAUAUCAGACUAGACAGAAAACUUGCUAUAAAACCCAAAAGUCGAAAAAUACUUACCGUUAUGAGUUAAUACAACUGUUUAAAAUUUCAUAAAUAAAACAGAUAAGAGCAUUUCAUUCGUUAUCUGAUGAUGAGAACUUUUAUUCAACAUUCAUCGUACUAGUACAUGCACUAGUAUACAUUGCAUCAAAUUGUUUACUUGAAAAAUUCUUCAAAUUAUAAAUUGUAUCUGUGUUAUUACAGCCAAUCUCGUCCAUAACAUCGAUCGAUCGCCAUUAAUUAAGGUCAACACCAGCUCUAAAUACACAUUAAUUGAAAGAAACGAAUCUAUAAAGACUGUAAAAAUUAAUAUUUUUUUUACAUUUCUUGUAAAUAAUUGAGUAAUGUUACGAUCAACGACAAGUUGCUUAUUUAUUUUCGUAUUUUUUUGUGGGCAAAAAAACUGCAUCUUUUGUGAUGCUGAUGUAUAUUGGAGAGAUUACAAUGGAUCAAUCCCUUCGGACGCAUUUCCUACAUAUCACGGAAACUACAUUGCUCAAGUCGUAUACUAUGUUAGAGAAGAAUUAGGAGUGGUUCCCGGAACUUUAUAUCCCGAAUCGAAAAUAGUUAUUUCAGAAUCAGCACAUGGAAAAAUUACAUUCAAAGAUAAUAUUAAAAUAUUAUGUACGACAGAACCUACGGCUUUUGAAUGGAUGUACGUAAACGUAGAACAAUUGAAGCCAACAUUUUUGCAAAACUGUGUUAUCGGCGGUGGAGCAUAUUAUUAUAAUCGGGGAGUCAAAGUUUACAUCGGCAAAAUUUUCCAUGAGGGCCAAUGGAAAAUAGGAAAAGUUUUUGGGUUGGACGUGAAACAGCCAGGUUUAAAAGUUUGGUGGAACAAUGGACGUACUUACUGGGCGAAAGAUUUUCAAAUAUUAAGAAAACUGUAUUAACAUUUUUAAACAACUUGUUAAAAAGGCAAAAGCUAUGAGGGAUACUAAGUGAGUUACUAAGGUACAUUUGUGAAUUACAGACAGAUUACUUUAUUUAUACAGGGUGU